AUGGAUCUUACGAAUGCAACUCUCCUGUUGCUUUUUGCGGUAGCUGCUUUUGCCGUAAAUCCGUCCUUCGGUCAGACCGCAGCAGUCGAGGACUUUCCUGACUUUGAUGAUAAUUUUGAUGACGAUGUAGGGGUAGUAAUAGUACCAACUACUAGCAAAGAAAUAACUGAAGCUGCCAUUAUUACGGGGACCACCGUUUCUUCAGUUUCCACCACUGUCUCGACGACCUCGAGUCAGAUUUUGCAAAAUGAUUCGAUCACCUCUUCUCCAGCCACAACAAGUUCCACUACCAAUAGCUCCACUAAAGAGUCUUCAAUAUCUGUUACCAAGAAUGACAACUCUACAUCCUCUACGAAAGAGUCCACCACAGUUUCAACAACCACGUCUCAAACUUCUACCGCAGAGGAUUCUUCCAAAUUUUCUUCGACCGCGGCAACAUCUCCUUCAGCCAUAACUGAUUCCUCCACAAAGAUGUCUACUACAUUUUCUGAAACCACUACACAGGCAUCUAAAACUUCUACACCAACCAUUUCCACCACAAUCUCUAUAGCCACAACUGAUUCGACCACAAAACUUUCUUCAACAAAAUCCACGGUUAUUCCAGCUACAACAGAUAAAACAACACUUUCUACAUCCGUAACUGAUUCUACAACAUCAGUGUUCACUACAGAUUCUUCAACCACAAUUCAGACUUCCACAACAACUGAAUCCAUCCCAACUGUUCCAACAACAACCACUGAACAACAGACGGAAGAGGAACUUAUUUUAGCUCUACUAGCUGAGAGUAAGUUUUCUCUUACCGAGUCUGGUGCCUUACUGAAAGAUAUCAAUACAAUUAACUGGAAUAUAAGUGAAAAGCUGGAUAAUCAAGUGGAGUUCAUUGAGCUAAUUGAAGACACCGAUAAAAUUCUUAAAAGCAAGACACAAGAAAUAUUGUUUUGGGAGGCUGAGCUUCUUCAAGGUGUCGUAAAAUCCAUUAAAAAGAUUGACCUGUAUGCCAACAGAACGGUCGAUACAAUAUCUCAUUUGCUUGAACUUCAAAAGCUAAAUCAGGAUCGAGUAAAGGACCUCGAAAAUAAACUUAAAGAUACACAAGGACAAAUUCUGCGCAGAUCGAAAGGAUUGGACGCCAGGCUUAAGUUUGUUAGCCACUUACUAAGGGAUUAUAUAGAACCAAAAGUAAACCACUUAAAGGACUCCUUUGCCAGAGUAAAUAAAUCCCAAGUAAAUUCUCUAGGUGAAUUAGAGAACCUUUCUCAGAUAAGGAAUCUAACCGAGACCUUUAACAUUAAGUUAACAUCCUUGAAUUACCAAGUAGCUGCACUUAAUGAAACUCAAGAGAUAAGUUUUUACACUUUAAACGCUGCUCUUGAUGACUAUGCUCCCACAAACCUCAACGCGAUCAACGAUCUUUUUCACACUAUAAGCAUUUCGCAAAAGCAAACUGAUUUCUCAUUGGCCACUUGCGGAUCUUCAAAGUAUAGUACUAAUAUCUAUUCAAAUUUGAAAAAUUAUAAUAAGCAAUACGUCAUUAACGGACCAGAUGACCUGAUUGACAUUUCAAAACCAUGUAUUCUAAAUUCUGGAGAGUAAUUAUUUAAAAAAACUCGUUUAAAUGGAUCUCGGAGUAUUAUUAAUAAACUUCUUAUAUUUGAUUUAUUUUAAAUAUUAAAUAUAUGAAUAUGUAUUUAUAAUAUUCUUGGAACUAUUUAAACCCUUGAGAAAAUAGAGCAAUGUAUCAAUUUUUCACGUCUA
Molecule: messenger RNA, 1755 nt
Organism: Drosophila ficusphila
Lineage: Eukaryota; Metazoa; Arthropoda; Insecta; Diptera; Drosophilidae
Product: serine-rich adhesin for platelets
Exons: 1
Coding region: 1-1593 (530 amino acids)
Source: RefSeq, a predicted model, not a curated record